Strongylus vulgaris is the source of this 528-nucleotide messenger RNA. Lineage: Eukaryota; Metazoa; Nematoda; Chromadorea; Rhabditida; Strongylidae. The record is from the annotation of a GenBank genome assembly.
AUGCAAGUUGGAGUCUUGUGGUCACUCAUAGGUGUAACUACGGCUGUUGUCAUUAAACAACCAUUAAGAUGGCAAGAACCCAGCAAAGUUGGUAUGAUAAGACAAGGAGUUUACAUGAGUUACUUGAGAAAGAUAAACCUCCUACGGGCAUCUUCUCCACAAAGAUUUCCAAACAAGGCAUUAGAUUAUGACCGCGAAUACGUCUCAAAUAUCACUAUCGGAACACCACCACAAGAAUUUGUCGUAGUCCUCGAUACUGGGUCCGCAGACUUGUGGGUACCCGGUACUAUAUGCGACUACUCGUGUGAUGGCAAACACAAAUUCAAUACCGACAGAUCAAGCACUUAUGUUGCUAGCAAGUGGCGAUUUAGUGUUACCUAUCGAGACGAAUCGGACGCAAUAGGUUAUAGGGGCAACGACGUGGUUACGUUAGGAGGAACUGACGAACCACAUCUUGUGAUCCCUAAUAGCACAUUUGGUUUAGCAAGACAUCUCUCACCGCAAUUCAAAAAGGUAGUAUUCAGUUGA